AUGGAACAUCUAUUCUUUAAAUGUCAUUUUGCUAAAUCUAUUUGGAUGUUGCCUCCUUGUCCAUCUCUUCUUUCUGUUCAUUCUAAUGCCUCUUUUAAGGAACAUUUUUUCUCUUGGAUGAAUGGAGUUGCUCAAGACAUUUCCGUAGAAUCUGCAGCAACAAAAUGUUGGUUUAUAUGGAAGGAGAGGUGUAAUAGGGUGUUUAGGGAUAAUGCUAGCUCCUCAAUUACGACUUCCCUCAGUAUUCAGAGGCACAGUCAGUUUUGGACACCUAGAGGUGAACUUCUUAACCCAAAUUUUUUAUUCCCAAGGGUGGUAAACACAUUACACAGUCAACCUCAAUGGGCCGCUCCAGGUCUAAAUGAGUUGAAAGUUAAUGUGGAUGCUGCUUGGAAGUUGGAUGCUAAUUCUAAUACAGGUGUUGCCAUUGUUGUUCGUAAUCAUGCACAUACUAUGGAAGGAGCAAGAGAAGGACCCAAAAGUACUUCCAGUGCAGAAGAGACAGAAGCAAUUGCAACUAUAGAAGGAGCCAAUUGGGCAAAAGAAGCAAAGAUAUCGACAUUUAGCAUUGAAGGAGAUUGUAAGUGA
Papaver somniferum (opium poppy) is the source of this 588-nucleotide messenger RNA. RefSeq lists its product as uncharacterized. Gene Ontology annotation, molecular function: nucleic acid binding; RNA-DNA hybrid ribonuclease activity. Lineage: Eukaryota; Viridiplantae; Streptophyta; Magnoliopsida; Ranunculales; Papaveraceae. The record is from RefSeq and is a predicted model, not a curated record. The transcript has a single exon. The coding region runs from base 1 to 588 and encodes 195 amino acids.